CUUGUCGGCCCGUUUUGCUCCUGUAUAAAACGAGAAGUUGGCGUAAAAGAAAAUACAGAUGGAGGAGGUCAACCGGUCCCGGUGAGUCUCCGCGACCACUCCUCGCCGUGUCCCGUCGCGAACCAUCUCAACCGGCGCCAUGCCCGCGCUUCUCGUGCUGCACCUCGCGGCCACGCUGGCUGUUUUGGCCCGGUCGGUCGCCGCCGUGGGACCGCUCGUCCGGUGCGAGCCGUGCGACGCCGUCGCGCUCCUGCAAUGCAAGCCUCUGCCCAAGGACUGCGCCGUGCGGGCGAGGGAGCCCGGCUGCGGCUGCUGCGUGACGUGCGCCCUGGGCCCGGGGCAGGCGUGCGGCGUGUACACGGCGCGCUGCGGCUCCGGCACGACUUGCCGGCACCGGCCGGGGGAGAGCCGACCCCUGCAAGCUCUGCUGGAGGGACGGGGAGUGUGCACAAGCGAGGCGUCCCAAAAACUCAAUGUCAUUCUCGUUCCGGCGCAAAAACAAGAACAUGGCCACAAUCAGGAGGAAGGAAACAAGACGGCCACAAUGACCAUGUUGCCUGGUUUAUCAACUGUCAAAGUGGGGCAGAGUAAAGGGGUAAUGGACACCAGACCCCCGUUACACAACAAGCUGAUCAAGAAAGAUCAUCACAGGAAGACUCACAGCUACAAGGUGGAGUCCGUGUCAGAGGGAGCCAAUAUGGAUAUGCACAACUUUUCAGUGGAGAACAAAAGGGAGAUGGAGUAUGGCCCAUGUCGGCUGGAGAUGGAGAGCAUCCUAAAUAGUCUGAAAAUCAGCAAUGAACUCAACCCCAGAGGCUUCCGCAUACCCAACUGUGACAGAAGAGGUUUCUAUAAGAAAAAACAGACAUGCAAAUAG
Messenger RNA from Entelurus aequoreus (snake pipefish), 877 nucleotides. Its product is annotated as insulin-like growth factor-binding protein 3. Lineage: Eukaryota; Metazoa; Chordata; Actinopteri; Syngnathiformes; Syngnathidae. Gene Ontology annotation, molecular function: insulin-like growth factor II binding; insulin-like growth factor I binding; fibronectin binding. The coding region runs from base 140 to 877 and encodes 245 amino acids. The record is from RefSeq and is a predicted model, not a curated record. The transcript has 4 exons. Gene Ontology annotation, biological process: regulation of insulin-like growth factor receptor signaling pathway. Gene Ontology annotation, cellular component: extracellular region.